This is a messenger RNA of Oikopleura dioica, 609 nucleotides long. The record is from the annotation of a GenBank genome assembly. NCBI's taxonomy places the organism in Eukaryota, Metazoa, Chordata, Appendicularia, Copelata, Oikopleuridae.
AUGAGCGACGAAAAGCGACCUAGUAAGAUGGAGCGAAAGAACUCAAUCGUCGGGGAGAGUCUUUACCGGAUUCUUGAUAUUGACAAGAAGUCGGAUCAGGAUCAGAUAAAGAAGGCCUACAGGAAGAAAGCGUUGAGGCUUCAUCCAGACAAGAACCCAGGAAAUCCAGAAGCAGCUGAGCAGUUUAAAGAAGUCAACAGAGCGCAUAAAAUUUUAUCAGAUGUUCAACUCCGGGAUAUUUACGACAAGUACGGGUCAAUGGGACUCGAACUUGCGGAACAAAUUGGCGCAGAGAAUGUUGCGAUGGUCAUGAGAUUCCAAACUCCAGCUGCGAAAAUUGGAAUGUUGCUUACUUUUGUCCUCACUGGCUGCUGUUGUGGUUGCUGCUUCUGUUGUUUCUUCUGCUGCGGUUGUUGCUUCGGUCGGUGCAAGCCAAAAGACGUAGAUGACGAAGAAUUCGGCGACCUGAUCCCCGAGGACGACGAAGAAGCCGGUGCAGGCUACACAAGCUAUCAGCAGAGCUCUGACACGCCAAUUACAACGCAACCACCCGCGCCCGAGGCGGAAACUAACAAGCCCGCGGAGCCUAUUGCCCUCGGCCCUUCGUGA